AUGGGUACUGUGCUGUCACUGUCCCCUAGUUACCGUAAGGCAGCGCUAUUUGAGGAUGGCCCAGCCACGGUAGGCCACUACACAGCAGUCCAGAACAGCAAGAACGCCAAGGAUGCUUCCGCCGCCACUGCAAAAUCCCUCAAACGCCCGUCUAUCAUCAGUGUGCUGCCAUGGAAGCGCAUUGUGGCUGCAUCGGCGAAGAGGAAGGGCUCCAAGAAGCUGCAGUCAGACAGUGGGGAUGGUGGGAAAGGGAGCUCGCCGGAUGGCCAUGCUGUUGUCACCACCAAUUCAGCCUCCAACAGCCUAAAGCUGAAGAAGUCUCAGUCCUGUGCAAACCUUUCAUCUUACUCAUCCAACCAGGACCCCUCAGCCACCACCACCACUACCUCCUCCCACCUGCCCACCUCCAAGACCCUGGUUAAUGUAGCUACUGUCGCUGCCAAAAAGAAUUCCCUCACAGGUUCUGGGAUCCAGCCAUCUACUACAGCUGGCACGCCAAAACGUGUCAUUGUCCAGGCCUCCACCAGCGAACUGAUGCGCAGCCUGGGCGAGUUUCUGUGCCGUCGGUGUUACAGACUGAAGCGUCUAUCCCCAACGGAUCCAGUGCUGUGGCUCCGCAGCGUAGACCGCUCUCUCCUCCUACAGGGCUGGCAGGAUCAGGGCUUCAUCACUCCGGCCAACGUGGUCUUCCUCUACAUGCUGUGCCGUGACGUGGUCUCCUCUGAGGUGGCCUCCGAGCGUGAGCUGCAGGCCUCGCUGCUCACCUGCCUCUACCUCUCCUACUCCUACAUGGGCAAUGAGAUCUCCUAUCCGCUGAAGCCCUUCCUGGUCGAGGCAGAGAAGGAAGCCUUCUGGGACCGCUGCCUGGAGAUCAUCAACCGCAUGAGCGGCAAAAUGCUCCAGAUCAACACCGACCCGCACUACUUCACCCAGGUGUUUGCUGACCUGAAGAAUGAGAGCAAGAAAGAGGAGGAGAAGACCAAACUCCUUAUAGGUCUCGAUCGAUAA
Molecule: messenger RNA, 1008 nt
Organism: Scomber japonicus (chub mackerel)
Lineage: Eukaryota; Metazoa; Chordata; Actinopteri; Scombriformes; Scombridae
Product: cyclin-dependent kinase 5 activator 1-like
Exons: 2
Coding region: 1-1008 (335 amino acids)
Biological process (GO): activation of protein kinase activity; brain development; positive regulation of cyclin-dependent protein serine/threonine kinase activity
Cellular component (GO): protein kinase 5 complex; cytoplasm
Molecular function (GO): cyclin-dependent protein serine/threonine kinase activator activity; protein kinase binding
Source: RefSeq, a predicted model, not a curated record